AUGGGUAAGGCUAACUUCGAAUCUUCAGAUAUUAGUGAUAUAAAUACAGAAAUUGCGGGUAAGGCUAAUUUGGAAUCUUCAGAUACUAGUGAUAUAAAUACAGAAGCAAACUUACAAACUACCACUUCAAGAUUUGAUAAAUUUAAACCCUUUAAAGCUAAAAAGAAAGAUAAAAAUCCAGAUCAUGUGUCAUUAUCUUUAAUUGAUAAAUUAUUACCUUUAUUCAUCGUCUUAGCUAUAAUUUUAGGAAUACUAUUAUCUGUUUAUGUACCAAGUAGUAGAGAUGCAUUUAGUGGAUCCGAGAUAAUAGGUGUUUCAAUUCCUCUUGCUAUUGGUUUAAUUAUUAUGAUGAUUCCUCCAUUAGUUAAAGUAGAAUGGGAAAAAUUGAAUCAAUUAAAUUAUAAAGUUUUAUUAGUUUCUCUUUUAAUAAAUUGGAUAAUUUGUCCCCUUUUAAUGUUUGGUUUAGCUUGGCUAGUAUUAUUUAAUUAUCCAGAGUAUAGAAUUGGUAUAAUCAUGAUUGGUCUUGCUAGAUGCAUUGCCAUGGUUUUAAUAUGGAAUGAAAUUGCCCUUGGUGAUAAUAAUCUUUGUGCAAUUAUAGUCGUUAUAAAUUCAAUACUACAGGUCAUUUUAUAUGCUCCAUUAUUGAUAUUUUAUUGUUAUGUGAUUACUGGAGAUCCAGCAGAAGAUGUAAGUUAUGAAUUGGUUGCAAAAUCUGUUGCAUUCUUUUUAGGUGUUCCAUUAGGUGCUGGUAUAGUUCUAAGAACUGUAUUAAAAUAUACUAAAACUUAUGAUACUUUAAUUAAAUUUAUAAGUCCUUGGUCAUUAAUUGGUUUAUUAUAUACCAUAAUUGUUAUUUUCAUUGAAAAAGGAAAUGAAUUUAUCCACGAAAUAGGUGACGCAUUUUUAUGUUUUGUUCCUUUGGCUUUAUAUUUCCUUAUUACUUGGUUUGGUACUUUUUUUAUAUUAAGAUGGUCUGCUCCUGCUCCUGCAGAAUGUUGUGAUGAUGAAAAGAGGAAAAGAGGUUGUAAUGCUAAAUAUGCUGAAGUUGUAACUCAAACUUUUACUGCAAGUUCAAAUAAUUUUGAAUUAAGUCUUGCUGUAGCUAUAUCAAUUUAUGGAAGUGGAAGUAAACAAGCAAUAGCAAGUACAUUUGGUGUAUUAUUGGAAGUUCCAAUACUAUUAGUAUUAUCUUAUCUAGCAAGAUAUUUUAAGAAUAAGCUUUCAUGGGGACCCGAAUAA
Molecule: messenger RNA, 1239 nt
Organism: Insectozyma verbasci
Lineage: Eukaryota; Fungi; Ascomycota; Pichiomycetes; Serinales; Debaryomycetaceae
Source: the annotation of a GenBank genome assembly